Leptopilina boulardi is the source of this 1827-nucleotide messenger RNA. RefSeq names its product UDP-glucosyltransferase 2-like. Lineage: Eukaryota; Metazoa; Arthropoda; Insecta; Hymenoptera; Figitidae. The record is from RefSeq and is a predicted model, not a curated record. Gene Ontology annotation, molecular function: UDP-glycosyltransferase activity. Bases 234 to 1775 code for a protein of 513 amino acids. The transcript has 5 exons.
GAACCAAUUUUUUUUUAUUAGUGUCUUUUUUUUAUCAACAAUGGACAAUGAUAAAAUCCGGUAUUAACAAACAAUAUAAUAAAAAAUAAUAGCUGCAAAAUUAUAAAUAAAUUAAUAAAGCAAAAAAAAAAAAUAAAAUGAAAUAUAAAUAAUAAUAUGAUAAUAAUAUUAUACUAAAGUGAUAUUUUUCCGCUUAAUUAAUUUAAUUUAAUAAAUGGGUAGUUUCGGGCAAAAUGAAUUUUUUAUUUAAAUUAUUUCUUGUGUUAAUAAUUAAUAAUUGUGAAUGUGAUGGAUAUAGAAUUUUGGCAAUUUUCCCCUAUAAUUCGCGAAGUCAUAAUAAUGUUUUCGAGGGUAUGACACGAGGUUUAGCUAAACGUGGUCAUCAAGUUGAUGUUGUUUCACAUUUUGAAAUGAUAAAUCCACCAAAACAUUAUCGGACAAUAAUUAGUUUGUCAGGUACGCGAAAUGAUGUUGUUAAUAAUUUUACAAUUGAAUUUGUCAAUGAACUAGGAAAUUUUGUUCCUAUAAUUUCACGAAUAUUUGGAAAUGAAAUAUGUGAAUUGCUUAAUCUCAAGGAGAUACAGAAAUUAAUUAAAACACCUCCAAACGAUCCACCUUAUGAUGUUCUCAUUACUCAGUCAUUUACAGCAAACUGUUUCUUAGGAAUAGGUUUUAUUUUAAAAAUUCCAGUGAUAACUGUGUCAGCAUCCUUGGAAUUUCCCUGGACCAGUUCUGCUAUUGGAAAUCCUGAUUCUAUUGCAUUUGCUCCAAAUGUAUUGAUGAAUUCAGCGGAAAUUUCAACAUUUUGGAAACGAAUGAAAAAUUUGAUAAUAAAUUAUCGAAGUGUGUUACAAUUUCGUACAAUCACCGAAGAAAUACAAACGGAAAUGAUGAGAAAAUAUUUGAAAUUCGAUAUGCCCGAUAUUCGUGAAACAAUGAAAAGCACUGCUCUUACAUUUGUUAAUUCAUUUCACAGUUUAUCGGGAAUUAGAAUUAGAAGUCCAGCUCUAAUUGACAUUGCCGGAAUACAUUUAGAGGAUGCUCCUUUAACAGUGUCAAAGGAACUAGGGGAUUGGUUGGAUGAGAGUAAAAAAGGUGUCGUUUACUUUUCAUUGGGUUCUUUAGUGGUAAUUGAGACACUUCCCAAAGAAACGCUUCUUGCGAUUUUCUCGUCUUUCAAAAAAAUUGCCCCUGUUAGAGUUGUGAUGAAAAUCGUCAAUAAAGAAAAACUUCCUUUCAGUCUACCCAGUAAUGUUUUAGUUUCAAAAUGGAUUCCUCAACUUCAAGUUUUAAAACACAAAAAUACAAAAUUAUUUAUCACACAUGGAGGUUUAAUGUCAACAUUAGAAGCAUUGUACUAUUGUGUUCCAUUAAUAGGAAUUCCAUUGUUUUAUGAUCAAUUUUUUAAUGUUGGUAUAUUGGUGAAAAAAAAUAUGGCAAUCGAAUUAGAUAUCAAUAAAUUAACUGAACAUUCUCUAGAUAAAGCUUUAACAGAAAUUCUAAACAAUCCGAUAUACAGGGAAUCGGCAAAAUACGAAUCUCGUCUAUUUCACGAUAGGCCAAUGAAUUCAACAGAAGCUGUGAAUUUCUGGGUGGAAUACGUGAUUAGAAAUGGACCAGAUUCUUUAAAAUCACCAGCAGUUAAUCUCUAUUGGUGGCAACAUAAUCUUCUCGACGUUUAUGGAUUUUUAAUAUUAUGCUGUUUUUUGCUAAUGUAUUUCCUUUUUAUUUUUUUAAAAUAUGUUUUACAUUUCAUUUUAAUUUAUAAUUUAUAAUUUUUAAUUUUAAUUUAUUGUUCUAUAUAGAAUAAAUAAUUUAUCACACGUU